UUGCUUGCGGCUGGUGCAAAUGUAAGCCAAGCAGAUGAUAAUGGUUUGGUUCCACUACAUAAUGCUUCCUCAUUUGGUCACGUUGAUGUGGUGAAAAUUUUGUUGGAAAACGGUGCUGAUACAAACGUUAGCGAUCACUGGGGAUUUACACCACUUCACGAAGCAGCUACAUGGGGAAAAGCUGAUGUUUGCGUCCUUCUGUUGCAGCAGGGUGCUUCAGCACAGAUUGAAAAUUCGGAUGGUAAAACACCGCAAGAUUUAGCUGACGGCGAUGCUAAAGCUGUUUUUACGGGUGACUAUAGAAAAGAAGAGUUAUUAGAAGCAGCAAAGAAUGGAAAUGAAGAAAUCUUACUCUCUUGUUUAACACCCUUCAAUGUUAACUGUCAUGCUGUUACUGGACGAAAGUCAACACCUUUACAUUUGGCUUGUGGUUAUAAUCGAGUAACAGCAGUUAAAAUCUUGCUGGAAAAGGGGGCCGAUGUUCAGGCUGUAGAUAUUGGUUGUUAUAGGGGCUUAGUACCACUUCAUAAUGCGUCUUCAUUUGGGCAUUUGGAAGUGGUCAAUUUAUUGCUGGAAGCGGGCGCCGAUUUACAAGCUGAAGAUUUAUGGAAUUUUACACCACUUCAUGAAUCUGCAAGUAAAGGACGUCUAGAGGUGGUGAGAUUACUGGUAGCUAGUGGAGCUGAUCCAACACGUAAAAUUGACAAUAUAAAAGCACCUAUCGAAUAUAUUACUGAUGAAGAUGCUAAAAAACAAGUGCUUCAUGAAUAUGAAGGUUAUAAAAUUUAUAUGGCGGCACAAAUUGGUGAUGUUCUUAUGUUGAAGAACCUGCUAAGUGAACGAGAUCCUAAUUACGUACAUCCGUGCCUAAAAGAAACUCCACUUCAUGCAGUUGCAGGCUCAACUCAUCAGAGAAGAAAAGUAAUUGCUGAAAUACUUUUGAAAAAUGGUUGUCCUUCUGGUGUCCUAAACAGAGAUGGUUUAUCUGCACUUCAUAUUGCGACAAAAAUGUGUUCAUAUGAUGUGUUGGAAGUAUUGAUAAAUUACGGAGUUAAUAUUAGUGAAUUGAAUAGCUGUGGUCAAACAGCACUCCACAUUGCAGCUGAAAAAGGAGACUUUGAUUUGUGCAAACGAUUGCUUAACUAUGGCUUACCAACUGAUCUGAAAGAUAAUGAACAAAAAACAGCAGCUGAUAUUGCAGGAAAUAUUGAAAUUAGAGAUUUAAUCAAUCGCUGGAGCCUAGAAAAAACAAACAUCAUAGAAAAGCGCUACAAAGGAAACAAAGGUGUAAAAUGUGGUAGACGAAGGGGUGGCUGUAAUUACUGUCUUGAAAGCCGAAAUCGCGGCAGUGGUUCUGGAAGCGCUCUUUCAAAUAAGCUUGAAACACCAGAAGUACACUGCAGUGCCACGAGACAUUCACAAGAAUUAGAUCUACUGGAUGCUGCAAGAUGCGGUGAUCUUUGUACAACAAAGCGCAUAAUUGAAAGUUAUGGAACAAAAAUUAUAAACUGUAAAGAUUUUGACGGUCGCGAAUCAACACCCUUACAUUUUGCUGCUGGAUAUAAUCGGGUAGAAGUACUGAAGUAUCUAUUGGAAAAGGGCGCUAAUGUCGAAGCAAGGGACACAGGUUGGUUAGUUCCGCUGCAUAAUGCAUGUGCAUACGGGCACUUGAUUGCUGCAGAAUUACUUGUAAAGCAUGGCGCUGAUUUAAAUGCCAUCGAUAAAUGGGGAUAUACUCCUUUGCACGAAGCCGCUUUAAAGGGGAAGUUUGACGUCUGUAAACUUCUUCUCCUUAAUGGUGCUGACCCGAAGCAUAAGGGACGUGAUGGAAAGAUUCCGUUGGAUGUUGUCAGAGAAGGGGCGGAAGACGUGUAUAAUUUGCUGCGCGGUGAUGAAGCGGUGCUUGAGGCAGCUAAAGAAGGUGAUGUUGAAAAAAUUCGGAAAAUCAUUAUCCCAGAAACUGUCAAUUGUCGCGAUGUUCGAGGACGUUUUUCAACACCGUUACAUUUGGCCGCUGGCUAUAACAAUUUGGAAGUUGCGCGAUUUUUGCUUGAAAAUGGUGCAGAAGUUAAUUUGAAAGAUAAGGGUGGUCUGAUACCAUUACACAAUGCGAGCAGUUUUGGACACCUGGAAAUUGCCAGCUUGUUAAUUGAAUAUGGAGCCGAAGUGAAUCAUCCUGAUAAAUGGGGAUAUACUCCUCUGCAUGAAGCUGCCCAGAAAGGUCGUACUCAGAUUUGUUCACUACUUCUAAAUAGCGGUGCGGAUGUUACAUUGAAAAAUAACGAAGGUUUUACUGCACUGGAUAUUACUGUUGCAGAAGACACGAAAGUGUUGUUAAUGAGCGCAGUGCCGGUGGAUCUGAAAAAAUUAACAGCUGUCCAUGUUGUGGGUGAUGCAAGUGGAUCAGUGGUUGAUUUACCAAUCCCAUCUUUUGUGCGGGAGAUUCCGAAUAAUGCAGCUAAUGACAUGCGAUUAAGAAUGGUUACUUGUUUGAGACAAGAUACAAAUUUAGGAACUGAAAAAAUAGAAUGGAACGAGUAUGAAACAAUGUUCUCUAUGGAUAAGUAUUUGCUAUCGAUUGGUCUAAGUUCGCUAUCGAAUCUAUUUGCUAAGGAAAAAAUUACAUUGGAUGUUCUAGCUGUUAUGACACAUGAUGAUUUGAAAGCUAUCGGUAUUGAUGCUUUUGGAACCCGCUUUCGAUUGCUUAACAACAUUGGAAAAUGCGUAGAGAAAAAUAACAAAAAUAGGAAUUCGCCGAAUAAUAUCCAUAUACCACUAUCGAUGGGCACAGUGUUAGUACAAAUUGAGCGUUCAAAUGAAAUCUUCCAGCAAAUCGAAGAAGAAAUGAAUUCUACGAUUGUAUCACACCAAGAUCUUGGUUUGGGCGGAACAUACACCAAGUUUGAAGUAGUUGAAAUACAGAAAAUUAUCAACAAAAAAGUUUAUGAAAGAUAUAUACGACGUCGUGGAGAUAUAGCAGAAGAGAAUUGUGGUGAGCAUAACGAGAAAUUUUUGUAUCAUGGAUCACCGUUUAUACACUGCAUUGUACAGAAAGGUUUCGAUGAAAGAUAUUCAUAUAUGGGUGGUAUGUUCGGUGCCGGCAUUUAUUUUGCGGAGCAUUCGAGCAAAAGUAAUCAGUAUGUAUUUGGUAUGGCAGGCAGUGGUUGCAAUCUUCACCAUGAUCGUUCUUGUUACAUCUGUGUACGGCAUUUAUUACUUUGUCGAGUGACGUUAGGAAGAUGCUUUGUACAGAAUUCUUGUAACAAGAUGGCACAUUCACCACCUGGUCAUCAUUCAGUGAUGGGACAACCACGUGCAGGUGGUUUAAAUUAUCCAGAAUAUGUCAUAUAUAGAGGAGAGCAAGCCUAUCCGGAAUAUGUGGUCAUUUAUCGAAUAGUUAAUGACAAUUUGGGGCCUGCUUCGUAA
Cercopithifilaria johnstoni is the source of this 3426-nucleotide messenger RNA. The record is from the annotation of a GenBank genome assembly. Lineage: Eukaryota; Metazoa; Nematoda; Chromadorea; Rhabditida; Onchocercidae.